This is a messenger RNA of Ceraceosorus guamensis, 892 nucleotides long. RefSeq lists its product as hypothetical. The coding region runs from base 192 to 704 and encodes 170 amino acids. The record is from RefSeq and is a predicted model, not a curated record. The transcript has a single exon. Lineage: Eukaryota; Fungi; Basidiomycota; Exobasidiomycetes; Ceraceosorales; Ceraceosoraceae.
CCUCGCCUUUGCCUCGGCUCAACUCCAACAUACAUUCGUGAUUAUCGUGCUUGACUGCUCCAACCGCAUGCGCAUCACCACAGCAAGAUGGGUAAAAAGGAUGAACUGGCUUACAUGUUUUGGAUGCUCCUCCAUGCACGAAAGUGUCCAGCGGACGAGUUUAUGGCGCUGAGAAGGGCUGGACAGCAGGCAUGGCAAGAGCCAUCAACUCCUGCAUUUCGCGGCUGCUCGGAAAAUCUCGCGUUGCUGAGAUGAAGAGAUUGCCGAAUGCAAGUGACAUUUUGCGCUUUGAAAUCUUCAGACGAAACACAAGGAAGCCGGCCACUUCCCAAAAAUCCCCCACCAUGCUCUCUUUCCUGCUCGCAUCGUCUCUGAAUCUCGAUCGACGGACGUUACUGCACCGGUACACCGUCCAGCGCAUCGAAACGCUCACUGCGCCACCGGCAGUCGCGGGAGAUCCGUCAAGAGAUCACGCGAUCUGCGCUUUCCCAUCGGACAUUUCGCCCCAUGCAGGAAAAAUGUCCGUCGUGGUUUUGGGAUGCGAACGAAUCUGGCCCCGCAAUUUUCAGCAACACAUCUCGCUUCCGCGCCGCAUCUUCAUCAGUGUAUGCGUGGCCGUCGGUAUGCGAGGUGCGACACUUGACGAUGGCCAGGCAGGGUGGGAGGAGGUCAGCCCCACUCGCCUUCGACGUGGGUCUGCUUGAAGAACCGAGACCCUCGCUUGCUGUAGACUUCGGCAAGACUGCAAGCGUGUCGUGUAUCGAGUCUCGAGCGGCCCUGCCUGAUACGGGAAGACACAACCCUUCAGCAUUACCGGAACAAUGCUCUACCGAGACAUGAUCUUUCUUCUGCAGCAGAAAUUUGAAUGAACUCGACACAUGAAGUGCAACAA